UUUCUCCCAUUGAAGCAGCAGCACAGUCACCACCGCAGCAAGCGACGCUGCUUGUCACCGGUAGCCCGGGAGACCUCCCUUCCCAGCAAGAUGGCGGAGAGCAGCGGGAGCCUGGAGACCGUGACCGAGCACGAAAGGAUCCUGCAGGAGAUCGAGAGCACGGACACUGCGUGCUUAGGGCCCACGCUACGCUCUGUAUAUGAUGACCAACCAAAUGCACACCAAAGAUUCAUGGAAAAGCUGGACGCCCGGAUUCGCAAUCACGACAGAGAAAUUGAGAAAAUGUGCAAUUUCCAUCACCAGGGUUUUGUAGAAGCAAUUAAUGAACUCCUAAAAGUAAGGGCUGAUGCCGAGAAGCUGAAGGUCCAAGUUACCGAUACUAACCGAAGGCUUCAGGAUGCUGGGAAGGAGGUCAUUGCAAAAACAGAAGAAAGCAUCCGAUGUAGAAUCCAGCAAAGAAAUAUUGCAACUGUCAUAGAUAAACUCCAGUUGUGCCUUCCAGUGCUGGAAAUGUACAGCAAACUAAAAGAACAAAUCAGCGGAAAGAGGUAUUAUUCUGCCCUGAAAACAAUGGAACAGUUAGAACACAUUUAUCUUCCUAAAGUGUCUCAAUACCGUUUUUGCCAACUAAUGGGCGAAAAUCUUCCAAAGCUUCGGGAGGAAAUAAAGGAGAUUUCCAUGUCAGGUCUGAAGGACUUUUUGGAGAGCAUCAGGAAGCAUUCAGACAAAAUUGGGGAAACGGCAAUGAGGCAGGCUCAACAGCAAAAAACCUUCCAGGUUGCCUUGCACAAAAAAACCAACAUGAAUAUUAAAAAAAACAAGUAUAUCCUGAAUGGACAUAUUUCUGAAGACAAAAACGGAGUAAAAUCAAAAUACGAUGCAGCGGAUGAAGAGACAGAUGAAGAGGUCUUGAACGUUCAAGAUUUGGUAGAUUUCUCACCUGUUUACAGAUGUCUCCAUAUAUACUCAAUUUUGGGUGAUAAAGAAGUAUUUGAAAACUACUAUAGAAAGCAGAGAAGAAAACAAGCAAGAUUAGUUCUGCAGCCCCAGUCCAACAUGCAUGAGACUGUUGAAGGUUACAGAAAAUAUUUCAGCCAAAUUGCUGGAUUUUUUGUUGUGGAAGAUCAUAUUUUACAUGUAACGCAAGGACUAGUGACUGGCACUUACACCACAGAACUGUGGAAUAUGGCGCAGUCGAAGAUCAUAGCUGUCCUUCGAACACAUUCGUCGUAUUGCACUGACCCCGACCUUGUCCUGGAGCUGAAGAACCUGAUUGUUGUGUUUGCUGAUACUCUGCAGAGCUUUGGUUUUCCAGUUACUCGACUGUUUGAUCUGCUGUUUGAAGUAAGAGACAGAUACAAUGAAACACUGCUUAAAAAAUGGGCAGGGAUAUUCAGGACUAUUUUUGAAGCAGAUAACUACAGUCCUAUUCCUGUAGCUAAUGAGGAGGAAUACAGAAAUGUUAUCAGCAAGUUUCCGUUCCAGGACACAGAGACUGAUAAGAAACCAUUUCCAAAGAAACUUCCGAUAUCUCAGUCAGUUCCUCAGAUUUACUCGCAGGUGAAAGAGUUCAUCUACGCAAGCCUUAAAUUCUCAGAGUCACUCCACAGAAGCUCCACGGAAAUUGACGACAUGCUCCGAAAAUCUACCAAUUUGCUUCUCACCAGAACACUGAGCGGCAAUUUGCAGAAUGUCAUCAAAAAACCACACAUAGGUUUAACAGAGCUAGUGCAGAUCAUCAUCAACACCACACACCUGGAGCAAGCCUGUAAAUACCUGGAGGAAUUUAUUACAAAUAUUACAAAUAUUUCACCCGAAACAGUGCACACGACAAGACUUUAUGGACUUUCUACAUUUAAGGAUGCAAGACAUUCAGCUGAAGAGGAAAUAUAUACAAAACUCAACCAAAAAAUAGAUGAAUUCAUUCAGUUAGCCGACUACGACUGGACCAUGUCUGAGCCAGAUGGAAGAGCCAGUGGGUACUUAAUGGAUCUGAUCAAUUUUUUAAGAAGCACAUUUCAGGUUUUUACUAAUUUACCCAAUAACAGCAAUGAUCACGCAGCUAUGUCGGGAAAGGUGGCGCAGACAGCCUGCAUGUCAGCCUGCAAACAUCUAUCCACGUCUCUAACACAGAUGCUGCUGGACAGCGAUCUGAAACAGAUAAGCAUGGGAGCCAUUCAGCAAUUUAACUUAGAUGUCAUACAGUGUGAAUUGUUUGCAAGUUCGGAUCCUGUCCCUGGGUUUCAGGAGGAUACCCUGCAGUUGGCGUUCAUUGAUCUCCGACAACUGCUGGACCUGUUUAUGGUGUGGGACUGGUCAACUUACUUAGCUGAUUAUGGACAGCCAACCUCCAAAUACCUGAGAGUGAAUCCAAGCACAGCCCUGAUUCUGCUGGAGAAGAUGAAGGACAGCAGCAAGAAGAACAACAUCUUUUCUCAGUUCAGAAAGAAUGACAGAGACAAACAGAAGUUAAUGGAGACUGUUGUGAAGCAACUCAGGAGUCUGGUGAACGGGAUGUCUCAGCACUCGUAACAUUCAGCUCUGCACAACCCUAUCCACAUCUGCUCUUAUAUCAGUCAAGAGAUUCACUGCCCUCAUAUUAGUCAUGGGAUAUCCAUUUGUGCUCCAUUGUCCCAAUAGCAGACAGGGAAUAGCCAUAAUGUCAUCCACUGCCUUCAUACCGAUCAGGGGAUUCUAAUAUUGUGCAUCACUGCCUUCAUAAUAGUUAUGGAAUAGCAUUAUUUUGCCCCACUGCCCCUACACCAGUCAUGGAAUACCCAUAUUGUGCCCCUGCAUCAGUCAGGGAAUACCAAAAUUGUGCACCAUUACCCCCAUCUCAAAAAAUUUUGAGAUUCGACUUGAAGGGAUACAAGUGUAAGCCGGACAAGGAGUGCGAACUUAUCUAAACCGUUUUUGGCUUUUAUUUGACCAUUACCCACAUAUCAGUCGGGGGAUACCAAUAAUGUGCACCAUUACCCCUAUACCAGUCAGGAGAACUGUAUAAUGUACAUUACUACCAGGGCUGUAUUUAGAUCCGAUGCUGCCCUAGGUACCGGACCUAAACACGCCCUUUCGUUGUGCGUGUGACAUCACACGCCGUAUGCCGCAGAAGUGACAUCAGCACGCAAUGUGCUUGACGUCGCUUCUGCAUGAAUCCUCCCCUCACACACCCCCAGCUCGGUCACCGGAUCUCCUAUGGAAAUCUGUGGCGGAAGGUGGGGGAAUUUUUUAAAAAAACAACAAAAGAUGGCAAAAAUAGGCACCUGAGGGCUGCCUCCAAAACCGUGCCGCCCUAGGCACAGCCCCUCGGGUGCCUUAAUAUAAAUUAGGCUGCAUGCCGACCUUAAAAUGGGGCCGCCCCUACAAUCAUGCCAUCCUAAGCCCAGGCCUUUGUGGCCUCACCACAAAUCCGGGCCUGCCCACAUAUCAGUCAAAGGAUACCAAUUAUGUGCGCCACUGCCCCCAUACCAGUCAGGAGAUACCCAUAUGAUAUGCCACUGCCCUCUUACCAGCAAGGGGUUUCACGGGGUGCCACAUUUGUCAAAGGUCGAAUUU
Messenger RNA from Xenopus laevis (African clawed frog), 3555 nucleotides. It is a transcript of the gene exoc6.L, whose product is annotated as exocyst complex component 6 L homeolog. The transcript is spliced from 23 exons. The record is from RefSeq and is a predicted model, not a curated record. Lineage: Eukaryota; Metazoa; Chordata; Amphibia; Anura; Pipidae. Bases 91 to 2532 code for a protein of 813 amino acids. Gene Ontology annotation, cellular component: exocyst; membrane. Gene Ontology annotation, biological process: exocytosis; Golgi to plasma membrane transport; intracellular protein transport.